This is a messenger RNA of Lepisosteus oculatus (spotted gar), 2024 nucleotides long. NCBI's taxonomy places the organism in Eukaryota, Metazoa, Chordata, Actinopteri, Semionotiformes, Lepisosteidae. The record is from RefSeq and is a predicted model, not a curated record.
ACUGUCAAAGAGUGAAAGGCAGGCUGCGCUCCAACCGGUGAAAUCUCGCAUUUCUCCUCUUGCCUACCCUUUUUUUUCUCUUACAUCACUAAAUUGACUAUUUUGACGUCCGUGCACUAUGUCUCGAUUGCUUUACAACAUCUGCAGGCGCAGCUGUGAAAGCUGGUGUCUGCGGAAAACUCGCUCCUGGACGGACGAGGCUAACAAGAGCCUUCCUCGUUGUGGCUGGCUGAUCGGUGGAUCCUGGAUUUGUCAACAAAGUCGAGGCUUCAAAACACACCCGAAUAAAUUCGGCUUUCAUUCUCUGAACGCUAAGCGCUCCAAGGUUUGGCUCUGGGGGCUUGGCGCUGGGUUGGUCUUAGCGCUGGGUUUAAAAGAGGACGCAGACCUUGCUUGGGGUUCGGAACACAAGCGUAAAACACCCGACGAUGAAGAGAAAAAUAAAGCUAAAAAAUAUGCAUCUGCCAUAGAAAUAAGCCGAGACCUUCUGCAAAGGAUAAAGGUACAGACACCCCCCCAAUAUUUCCUUCAUAUUUUUUUCUGUAAUAAGACAAGUCGUUUUGGCCUCAAGGGAGGAUCGUGCCAAAUCAAAUCUCUUCCUCGCCUUUUCCCUCCAGCUGUCACUGGCAGUGCCAGUACAGUAUGUUGGGUUUACAGUGCUGUUGUUUUACAUUUCGAGGUUGCGAUAACAACACGGAUGCUACUGUCGCACCUGAGUGGGAUCCGUCACUACGAGAAGGACGCAAAGAAAGUGAAGGAGGAAAAAGAGAAGGCGAACCGAGCAUUAAAACAGCAGAGGGCGGCUGCAGCAGAAGAUAAGGCCUUGGGGAGUCAGGAAGUUCAUCCCAAAGACAGGAAGAACGGUGGCAGAGAGCCAUCCAGCAGGGGCAACGACAGCACCAAGAGCACCAAGGACGCCAAGCAGGCCGCCAAAAAGGAGUUUGAGCAGGAAGAGUACUACCUGAAGGAGAAGUUUGACAGUGUCAUCCAGGCCCUGGACCUGUUUAAAAAUGACCCCCUGAUUUUCAAGCCAGGCAGCUCUUUCCUGUACUCCACACACGCCUUCACUCUGCUCAGCGCGGUGGUGGAGAGGGCAGCAGGACGGCCCUUCCUGGAUCACAUGAUGAAGAUGUUCCGGGAGCUGGGCAUGCUGAACACCGUGCCGGAGGAGAACGACCGCAUUAUAUACAACCGAUCGAGGUUUUAUCAUUUCAACAAAAAAGGCCGCAUUGUGAACUGCCCUUAUGUGGACAACUCCUACAAAUGGGCAGGGGGAGGGUUCCUGUCCACUGCUGGUGACUUGCUGGUGUUUGGCAACGCCAUGCUUUACAGCUACCAAAUGGCGCAUGUUAAGGAUGGCAGAGGCCUCCUGCCGGGCUACCUCAAGCCCGAAACGGCCAAAGCCAUGUGGACCCCUGUGGAUGGAACUGAAGGAUCCUGGGAUAAGGAUGGGCAGUAUGCAAUGGGCUGGCUGGUGGUGGAGGAGCAGCAGCAGUUUGGACAGUGCAGGAAAAGGCGGCACUAUGUUUCACACACAGGGGGAGCUGUAGGGGCCAGUAGUGUGUUGUUAGUCCUGCCCUGCAACCUGGCCCAGAGCGAGGGACAGACAUUGGCUCCUCCACAGGGCAUCGUGGUGACUAUUAUCAGUAACAUGCAGUCUGCCGGUCUCAACAGCACUGCCCUGAAGAUCGCUCUGCAGUUCGAGAAAGCCAGGAAUGCUUGAGAGAGCACAGGAGGCUGUCUUUGUGCAGCUGGUGCACCAAUCAUUUUGAAGUAAAAAUGCUCGUAUUUGAGGUUUGAGGUCUUUUCUGUAUUCGCAAGAUUGGUAUCUUUUGCAGUAUUAAAGGAAGAAGAGGAUUCAAUUUUUAAUGUCAUUUUAAAUACAUCUAAAAACUGCUUUAACAGUGGAAAACACGUGGCUAAAAAAAAACAUUUUAUUGUUGAAAAGGCAUUUUUUAAAACUUCAGCGUACCUUUAUGUUUAAUCUGUCCGAGUCUGAUCCAUUAAAAAAGUUUUUUGUCCAC